Messenger RNA from Acanthosepion pharaonis, 1479 nucleotides. NCBI's taxonomy places the organism in Eukaryota, Metazoa, Mollusca, Cephalopoda, Sepiida, Sepiidae. The record is from the annotation of a GenBank genome assembly.
AUGACAAAACCUACUCACUCCCACAGAGGUAUAUCAACAGGUCUCUCUCUCUCUCUCUCUCUCUCUCUCUCUCUCUCUCUCUCCUAUCUAUGUUCGUAUCUAUCUAUCUAUCUAUCUAUCUAUCUAUCUAUCUAUCUAUGUCUAUUCAGAUCUGUCUGUUUCUUUAUCUCAGACUAUCAUUCAUUCUCUCUUUGUCUCUAUCACUCUCUAACACAGUAUAUUCAUUAUCUAUAUAUCUAUCUCUCAAUCUCUCUCUUUCACACUUUGUUCACUAUCUAUCUAUCUAUCUAUCUAUCUAUCUAUCUAUGUGAGCCUGUUCAUAUCUAUCCAUCUAUCUCGGUCUGUUCCUAUAGAUCUAUCUAUUUAUCUGUCUCAGUCUCUUCAUAUCUAUGUAUCUUUUCUCGUUCUGUUCUGUACAUUAUCUAUCUAUCUAUCUAUCUAUCUAUCUAUCUAUCUAUCUAUCUAUCUGAGCCUGUUCAUAUCUAUCCAUCAAUCUCGGUCUGUUUCUAUAGAUCUAUCUAUUUAUCUUUCUCAGUCUCUUCAUAUCUAUGUAUCUUUUCUCGUUCUGUUCUGUACAUUAUCUAUCUAUCUAUCUAUCUAUCUAUCUAUCUAUCUAUCUAUCUAUCUAUCUAUCUCCUUCCCUCAAUACUCGGGUCACUUUUUGAGGUUUUUUCUUACUUCCUCUCUUUCUCUUUUCGUCGUCUCGGGGCUUGGCUGUCGAUGAAGCAGAAAGUGCUUUCCCUCUCUUUUUCGUCUUGGUAUAACAGCAUUCUCGCUCGAGAUGGUCUGUUCUUUCUUUCUUUCUUUCCUUCUUUCUUUCUUUCUUUCUUUCUUUUCCCUCUCGUGCCUUCGGCAUUCCGCAUACGUCGUCAAAACGUUUCCAUCCAUUCGACUGGGAGACAAUUCUGCAAACGCAUCUUUUCGGCUCAUACGCCGAGACAUUUGCCAAACGUCCGACCAGCCCGCAGGCCUGGACGAAGACUAACUUUUCCGUUUCACUAUUCGUUUCCGUUUUUCUUCUUGUCACGUGGGGACGUUUCUUUCUUUCUUUCUUUCUUUCUUUCUUUCUUUCUUUUCAUAUAUACCCCUAUCCUUUUUAGUCGUCAUGCCUCUUUGAAUCCUACUCUUUUUUUAUUGGCCUUUCUCUUCAGUGAACCCCCUGCAUCGAGACGUUUCUUUCUUUCUUUCUUUCUUUCUUUCUUUCUUUCUUUAUUUCUUAAUCUGUCUCCCUCACUAAAUUUCUUUCUUUCUUUCUUUCUUUCUUUCUUUCUUUCUUUCUUUCUUUCUUUCUUUCUUUCUUUUUCUCACCGAUUUCGAGUAGUCCGUUGUCUCUUACACCACGCGCAUAUACAAGCUUACCGUACCUGUUAUUCGGAUAUGUGUGCGCGUGCCUCUCUCUCUCUCUCUCUCUCUCUCUCUCUCUCUCUCUCUCUCUCUCUCUCUCUCUCUCUCUCUCUGUGUGUGUGUGUGCAACUUUGA